Messenger RNA from Bipolaris sorokiniana ND90Pr, 2507 nucleotides. RefSeq lists its product as uncharacterized. Gene Ontology annotation, cellular component: nuclear envelope; kinetochore; mitotic spindle. Lineage: Eukaryota; Fungi; Ascomycota; Dothideomycetes; Pleosporales; Pleosporaceae. The transcript has a single exon. Bases 164 to 2332 code for a protein of 722 amino acids. Gene Ontology annotation, biological process: mitotic spindle assembly checkpoint signaling; attachment of mitotic spindle microtubules to kinetochore. The record is from RefSeq and is a predicted model, not a curated record.
CACACCACCCACUCUUUCUAAAUCCCGUGUCAGCCUGGUAGUGAAGGGACCGUACCCAAAUACAUGCCAUGGCCUAAUCCCGACCGUUGAUUUCACAUCUCUACUAACUUAGCUUCACCCACCUUAAUUCCAGUACAACAAACAAACAACGGUCAUUUCCACCAUGGCUGUACGCAACACGAACCAGCCAUCCUUCAACUUCCUCACCGGCGAAGAGGAGCCUGCGCCUGCGCCUGCGCCAGUAGUUGCGAAACGAGAACCUCUACGCGAAACCUUCCGAACUACAUUGAGAGCCUCACAGAAUGCGCCACACACGGUUGUACCCUCCGAUCCUAUCAAUGAAGACCUCCGCGCGCAGCUCAAUACGCUGCGAUAUGAGCUCGAGACGGCGAAGCAGGAAAAGGAGAUGAUGAAGUUAGAGCACGCACAAGAGCUGCGAGACGCCCAGAACCGCGCCGACACCGACUUUCGAAAGGCCCAGCAAGUUGAGGCUUCGAGCACUCAAACGGCCAAGAAAUACGAGGCGCUUUCAAAGGAAAUGGCCGAACUUCAGACACGCACUGCAAACGAACGACUAGCAUUGGAGAGGCGAUUACGAGAGAGUCAAGAAAGAGCGCAAUCGAUACAAGAAGAGUUUGACGAAGUCAAAGAGGAAUUGUCGACUUCGCAACGCCAGAAUGACCACAGAUACAACACUCUACAGACCGAACACAAGAAACUCAAGGAAAGCAUGGAAGAGGUGCAGGCAGACUUACAAUCCAAAGUCAACGCGCUGCAGAAUACCCAACGAGCGCUCGCGGAAAAGGAAGAGGAGGUUGGACAGAAGGAGGCCGAAAUCCUGCGCCUCAAGGCUAUUACAGGGGACGCAGAGACGCUUGCAGUGAUCAAAAGGGAGCUCUCCGAUCAGGUUGCACAUAUUAAGAAGCUUGAAACCUUGACCAGGGAGCAGAAUGCCGAGCUGAGGCAAUACCGGAAACAGCACAAGGCUAUCGAAGUCGUAGAGGAGGAGAAGAGAUCACUACAAAAUAAACUGCGUAUGAUGGACGACCUACAGCGGCAAUUGGGUGAGGCGGAAUUGCGGAGACAGGUCCUUGAGGAAGAGCGAGACUCUUGGACUUCGUACUUGGAGGCUGAAGCCGAGACACACGGCGAGGUACUCUUCGAAACACCACAAGACCUUGCGCGGGCUUUCAUUCAAGAGCGGAUAGAGAGAACUGACCUUCUCAACCGGUUGGGCGAAAUCAAGCCAGAACUUUCGGUCAGAGAAGCAACCAUUCAAGCACUUGAGGAAGAAAAAGCCCAGCUACAAGCAGAGAUCCAGCAGCUUAAAACAGUCGGAAGUACAAGUGCAGCGAACAGCGCCGAUGCAAAGGCUCGAGCACGUCUAGAGCGACAAAAGGCCCUGGCAACCAAGGAGGUUGAGUUUCUGCGUGCUCAAGUAAAGGCCUUUGAUGAUGAAGAACGCGAAAUGCAGCCUGACACAUAUGACCAAGCAAAGUCUGAGCGGAUAAAAGAGCUCGAAGAUCUCGUAGAUCAGUACCGCAAAGAAGUCGAGACUCUACAAAAGGAGUUUAACAGUCUCGAGAAGCCCGUGUCCGCAGCAGCAGGCCAAAAGCGCUCCCUGGAGACAGACGAGAACGAGGAACGCGUCGGCGAACUACGACGAAAGAACCGAGAACUACAAGACGACUUCCACGCACUACAAAAGAAGAUGAAGAUCGUCGAGUCCGAAUACACAGCCCAACACACCCAACUUAAAAAGCUCAAAGAAUCCUCCCGCACCCGCGUCCUAGAACUAAAAUCCAACCCCACCGCCGACGCCGAAGCCCUCAAACUAAGCACCGUGCGUACCCUCCGCGAAGCAAACGCCCAACUCCUCGACCAACUCGAAAACGGCAAACAAGCUCCCUCAACCGUGCCCCUCGCCACGCUCGACGCCGCCCGCGACGAGCUCGAAGAACUCAAAGCGCAACUCGCCUCGUCGUCCAAGAAAAUCGUCCGCCUCAAGCAAAUCUGGACCGCUAAAUCCCUCGAGUUCCGCGAGGCCGUGGCAUCCAUCUUGGGCUGGAAACUCGACUUUAUGCCCAACGGGCGCGUCAAAGUUACCAGCAUGUUCAAGCCUGCGGAUGAGGAAGGGGAAAACAGUAUUGUGUUUGAUGGCGAGAAUGGGACCAUGAAGGUGAGUGGUGGGGAGCAAAGCGUUUUUGCGGGUGAGAUUCGCGAUCAGAUUGUUUAUUGGGUCGAGGGUAGGAAGGAGAUUCCAUGUUUUCUUAGUGCGUUGACGCUCGAGUUUUGGGAGCGGGGGCCGGGGGGACAGACGAUGCAUGGGUGAUUUCGUUUCGUGAUUGUUGUCGGGUUUUCCUCUGGUGGAAUAGGGAGAUUAUAUUGAAUGAUAUCCAUGUUUACUUUCUCUUUCUUCUUCCUCUUAUCUUUGAUUCUACACGACCACUUUUUUUUCUUUUACAGAUAUGGGGUUCUUCUUCUAGGACAUAUAAUCAUACCAUUCC